Molecule: messenger RNA, 780 nt
Organism: Castor canadensis (American beaver)
Lineage: Eukaryota; Metazoa; Chordata; Mammalia; Rodentia; Castoridae
Product: anionic trypsin-2-like
Biological process (GO): proteolysis
Molecular function (GO): serine-type endopeptidase activity
Source: RefSeq, a predicted model, not a curated record
AUGAGAGAGUCAAAUGACCUGACACUGAGGAAGAGGAGAAAAGUGAAACUGGUCUUCCAUCUCCCUGAUUUAUCAGUUUCAUUCCCUGUUGAUGAAGCUGACAAGAUUGUUGGAGGCUACACCUGUGAGGAGAAUUCUGUCCCAUACCAGGUGUCCCUACAUGAUGGCUACUCCUACUACUAUGGCAGCUCCCUCAUCAAUGACCUGUGGGUAGUGUCUGCAGCUCACUGCUAUGAUUACUACAUCCAAGUGAGACUGGGAGAGCAUAACAUCAAAGUCAUUGAGGGAGAUGAACAGUUUAUCAAAGCUGCAAAGGCCAUCCGCCACCCCAGCUACAACUCAAAGACCUUGGACAAUGAUGUCUUGUUGAUCAACCUCUCUUCACCUGCAUCCCUCAACUCCCGGGUGGCUACAGUAUUUCUACCCAGCUCCUGUGCACCUGCUGGCACCCAGUGCCUUAUCUCUGGCUGGGGCAACACCCUCAGCUCUGGUGUUAAAAUUCCAGACCUGUUGCAGUGUCUGGAAGCCCCACGGCUAAGUCAAGCCUACUGUGAAGUCUCCUACCCUGGGAAAGUCACCAGCAACAUGGUCUGUGCUGGCUUCCUUGAGGGAGGCAAGGAUUCCUGCCAGGAUGACUCCAGUGGCCCUGUAGUCUGCAAUGGAGAGCUCCAGGGAAUUGUCUCCUGGAGCUAUGGCUGUGCCCUGAAAGACAAUCCUGGAAUAUACACCAAAGUGUGCAGGUAUUUGGAUUGGAUUCAAGACACCAUUGCUGCCAACUGA